Messenger RNA from Penicillium argentinense, 777 nucleotides. RefSeq names its product FAD-dependent oxidoreductase. The transcript has 4 exons. Gene Ontology annotation, molecular function: FAD binding. Lineage: Eukaryota; Fungi; Ascomycota; Eurotiomycetes; Eurotiales; Aspergillaceae. The record is from RefSeq and is a predicted model, not a curated record. Bases 1 to 777 code for a protein of 258 amino acids.
AUGGGAAGCUAUUGGCGAGAACACGUUACUGUGGGCAUAGUCGGCGGCGGAAUUGCGGGCUUGAGUCUUGCCAGGAUGCUGGAGAUGAGUGGCAUAUCAUACUGCGUUGGGAGGCUUACGGCAAUUUCGCCUCCUCGGCCGGAGCAAGCAUUGGACUCAUGCCCAGCGGGAAUCGGAUAUUUGGAUCAGAUCGGAGUGCUUGAUCAUCAAUUGAAUGACGCAGAGGUACCUCAUCAACGGUGGGAGCAUAAAGAUGGUCAAGGCAAUGUGCAGGCAACCCUCAACUCUAUGAAAGAUUUCCCAGAAUUACUAGGCUACGGAUCUUUCUUCACAGACAGACAGAGAGUGCUUCAGGCUCUAUACGACAAUGGUGAAGACAAAAGCCGGCUGAGCACUAACAAGAGAGUAGUGGCCGUCCAUCGAAGUGAGCAAGAGGCUGUCCUUAUUGCCCAGGAUGGAAGUGAAUCCAGCUGUGAUUUCGUUGCUGGCGCCGACGGUGUACGAAGUGUGAUUCGCCAUGAGAUUGCAAAGAGUGAGAUGCGACUGGAAAACAUGAAUCUGCGCUUCGACGCCAAGUAUGCCUGUGUCUACGGAAUAUCCAAUCCUGUUUCAGGCAUUGGACCAGGGCAAUAUAUCAAGGAGCGGCAGAUCCGAUAUGAGGCCCUUCGGAAAUUUUUCGAAGGAGAUAUCGACAGGCUGUAUGCCGCUGUCGCAGAUAUCCCGGUAACUGGUGGUGUGAAGUUUUCCGAUGUCUUCCGCGAAAGAGCACCGCAGUGA